This is a messenger RNA of Dichomitus squalens LYAD-421 SS1, 255 nucleotides long. RefSeq lists its product as uncharacterized. The transcript has a single exon. The annotation marks the transcript as partial. Lineage: Eukaryota; Fungi; Basidiomycota; Agaricomycetes; Polyporales; Polyporaceae. The record is from RefSeq and is a predicted model, not a curated record.
CUCAACAAAGCGUUGUUAUACUAUGAGUAUGUCCUGACGUUGCCGCUAGAAGUGGAGCGUUACUGGCAUUCCGCGUGGUCGUGUGCCUCGGUCCUCUUUUUCCUCAAUCGUUACUUGACCAUCUUUGGCCACAUCCCCGUCGUCGUCGAAUUUUUUGGAGUAUUCCCUCAGCCGGUAUGUCUGCAUCCUCUCUGUACACCUGUAGUGAAAGGCUUAACUCGCUGGGCGGACAGCUGUAGGUCGCCUGCUCAUUAG